This is a messenger RNA of Rosa rugosa (rugosa rose), 2338 nucleotides long. RefSeq names its product LEAF RUST 10 DISEASE-RESISTANCE LOCUS RECEPTOR-LIKE PROTEIN KINASE-like 2.5. Bases 142 to 2028 code for a protein of 628 amino acids. Gene Ontology annotation, molecular function: protein kinase activity; polysaccharide binding; ATP binding. The transcript is spliced from 3 exons. Gene Ontology annotation, biological process: protein phosphorylation. NCBI's taxonomy places the organism in Eukaryota, Viridiplantae, Streptophyta, Magnoliopsida, Rosales, Rosaceae. The record is from RefSeq and is a predicted model, not a curated record.
UGCGUCAACACCCCAAGUCAAGAGUUCACAUACAGUCUUUGCGCGUGAUUUACUUGCCCCUGUGUAAUCCAUCGCCACCAUAUCUCCCUCCACUCCCACUCUCAGCCUCAGCCGCAUUGACCUCCAAACCCGCCACCCCAAAUGUACCCAAUCCUCACCUUCCUCUUCUUCUUUUUCUUUUUCUUCUUCUUUUCCGUCCAUGCAGUUGAAAAUCUCUCCAACUGCAGCCAAACAUUCAACUGUGGCUCUCUACAUAAUCUCUCCUACCCAUUUACAGGCGGCGCCCGCCCGGCUCACUGCGGCCCGCCCGAGUUCCAUAUCAGAUGCGUCAAUGACGUGCCCGAGCUGACCAUCAUGUCGCUGAGUUACCGAGUCCUAUCACUCGACUCACUUGGUCAAACUCUGAGCUUGGCCCGCAAUGACCUCUGGAACGAGACCUGCACAAGUGACUUAGCUAACUCAAGUCUUGCUUCCGGUUUCUUCAACUUCAGCGACGCCGAUAACGUCGACGUCACCAUUUUCUACGGUUGCAAUUCCUCGAGUAUUGUGCCCACGCCCGAGAAUUGGUUUCGCUGUUAUAACAAUCAGACUUUUGACGAUGCUUAUUACCUGAUUGGUCCGGUUCCCAAUGAUCCAAUCAUGAAUACUUUUAGGUGCAGUCAUGUUAUUACGGUACCGAUUCUCAAAAUCACAGCGGCUAAGCUCGUGGCUGAACGGUCGCUGUUUAAGCAAGCUAUUAUGGGUGGAUUCCAUGUCAACUUUACCGAUCCGUACGCUGAUCACUGCGCCAAGUGCUCCGCUGUAAAUAGGCAGUGUGGGUUUGACUCCUAUUCGAACCGACCCAUUUGCAUUUGCGGCAAUCGGCUGUGUGGCCUAGGUUCAAAUUCAUUAUCACGAAAAUGGAUCAUAGUUAUAGGCAUUUUGGCGGGUGUCUCUGGGGCCAUCUUGAUCAUCGUUUGUGGUAUACACAUGUCAAGGAAAAGAAUGAUGAUUUUCAAGAAACAAGAAACGAAUGAGCUAGACUUUGAGGACUUUAUAAAGAAUUAUGGAUCGAUUGCCCCAAAGCGUUAUAGUUUUUCAAAUGUGCAGAAAAUGACAAACUCAUUCCGAGAUCAAAUUGGGAAAGGAGGAUAUGGCACUGUCUACAAAGGAGAGUUGCCUGAUGGCCUUCUUGUGGCCGUGAAAGUACUAACCAAAUCAAAAGGUAAUGGAGAAGAAUUUAUUAAUGAAGUUGCUAGCAUUGGUAGAACUUCCCAUGUCAAUGUAGUCACUCUUUUGGGAUUCUGUUAUGAAAGGGGUAAAAGUGCUCUGAUUUAUGAAUACAUGCCUAAUGGAUCUCUAGACAAAUUCAUACAUAAGCCAGGAUCUUCUAACGAAAGCUGUCGACUAGAUUGGAAAACAUUAUAUAAUAUUGCAGUUGGCAUUGCUCGAGGACUAGAAUACUUGCACCGCGGUUGUAACACAAGAAUUUUGCAUUUUGACAUAAAGCCACAGAAUAUUCUUUUGGACAAGGAUUUCUGCCCAAAAAUCUCUGAUUUCGGACUAGCCAAAUCAUGCAUUACGAAGGAGAGUAUCGUUUCACUGCUUGGCACAAGAGGAACAGCAGGAUACAUUGCACCAGAAGUAUUUAGUCGGAACUUUGGCGGAGUAUCUCAUAAAUCAGAUGUCUACAGUUAUGGGAUGUUGGUUCUUGAAAUGGUUGGGGCAAGAAAGAAUUUGGAUUCUGGAGUGUCUCAUACAAGUGAAAUGUUUCCACAUUACAUUUACAAAGAUCUAGAGCUAGACAACGAUGCAAACAAUUUCGGGGCUAUAUCAGAGGAGGAAAAAGAUACGGCAAGAAAGAUGGUUUUAGUAAGUCUUGGGUGCAUUCAGACUCUUCCACCUGAUCGGCCAUCAAUGAGCAAAGUGGUAGAGAUGCUUGAAGGACCCCUACAUUCGUUGAUGAUUCCACCACAGCCUUCCUUGAUACCUCCUACAAGAUUUUCAGGAGAAUCUGUGACUUCAUCCCAACCAUCUGAAACAGGCUAAUGCAAUUAAUUGUAUCGCUACUUCUGUGGUUUUAGGAAGUUCAAGCUGCGUGUAAGUAAGUUGUUUUGUGAAAACGAGACCGUUCUAGUCAUCCACAUGGUGAAAAUAUGUUCAUAAAUUAUAUAGAAAGUGAAUGAGAACUUUCAUUUCAACUUUCAAAAUUUCUAAAGACAGCUUAGUUGAAAUAUGGUACUGUCUAUUUCCUUAGUAACAAAUGUUACUUUUAGUUCUGUAAAUUUUCUCUUGUUCAUGGAUCCUGAAUCCUGAAUUCCUUUUUGGGUUAAAAACUUUGCUUCACCUUUAGUUUUCA